AUGAAAUAUGUUUGCAUCCUCAGAGGGAGGCAGAGCGUGGUGGUGCCAGGGAAGGUGGUGGCUGCAUCGUGCCAGGGCUCCCGGGGGCGCCCUCGGAAUGCGAUGAACUUGCCGCCCGACAAAGCCCGGCUGCUGCGGCAGUACGACAACGAGAAGAAGUGGGAGCUCAUCUGUGACCAGGAAAGGUUUCAAGUGAAGAAUCCUCCACAUACAUACAUCCAGAAGUUGAAGGGCUAUCUGGACCCGGCUGUAACCAGGAAGAAAUUCAGAAGACGAGUCCAGGAGUCUACUCAAGUACUGCGAGAACUGGAAAUUUCUUUAAACAAUCACAUCGGAUGGGUCAGGGAGUUCCUGAAUGAAGAAAACAAAGGCCUGGAUGUUCUGGUGGAGUACUUGUCGUUUGCACAGUAUGCUGUCACGUUUGACUUUGAGAGUUUGGAGAACAAUGUGGAAAACUCAAUGGACAAGUCCAAACCUUGGAGCCGCUCUAUUGAGGACCUGCACAGAGGCAGUAAUUUACCCUCACCGGUUGGCAACAGCAUCUCCCGCUCCGGCAGACACUCGACUUUACGGUAUAACACCUUGCCAAGCCGAAGAACAUUAAAAAAUUCCAGAUUAGUGAGUAAAAAAGAUGAUGUUCACGUCUGCAUCAUGUGUUUACGGGCCAUAAUGAAUUACCAGUAUGGAUUCAAUAUGGUCAUGUCGCAUCCACAUGCCGUUAACGAAAUUGCACUAAGUUUGAACAACAAGAAUCCCAGGACAAAGGCGCUUGUCUUAGAACUUUUAGCAGCUGUUUGCCUCGUCAGAGGAGGGCAUGAAAUCAUUUUAUCUGCGUUUGAUAAUUUUAAGGAGGUAUGUGGAGAGAAACAGCGCUUUGAGAAGCUGAUGGAGCACUUCCGAAAUGAAGACAACAACAUUGACUUCAUGGUGGCCUGCAUGCAGUUCAUCAACAUCGUUGUCCACUCGGUGGAGGACAUGAACUUCAGAGUCCACCUGCAGUACGAAUUUACCAAGCUUGGCCUGGAUGAGUACCUGGACAAACUGAAACACACGGAGAGCGACAAACUGCAGGUGCAAAUUCAAGCUUACCUGGAUAACGUUUUUGACGUGGGAGCUUUACUAGAGGAUGCUGAAACCAAGAAUGCAGCCCUGGAAAGGGUUGAAGAACUGGAAGAAAACAUUUCCCACUUAUCUGAAAAACUCCAAGAUACGGAGAAUGAAGCUAUGGCAAAGAUUGUGGAACUGGAAAAACAACUUAUGCAAAGAAACAAAGAACUGGAUGUGAUUCGGCCUCUGCCCGGGACAGCCUCUCCCACCGUGGUGUUCAACUCGGGGCUUGCAGCUGUGAAAAUCAAGAAGCCGAUCAAGACCAAGUUCCGCAUGCCGGUGUUCAACUGGGUUGCCCUCAAACCCAACCAGAUCAACGGGACAGUCUUCAACGAAAUCGAUGACGAGCGGAUCCUGGAGGAUUUAAAUGUGGAUGAAUUUGAAGAAAUAUUCAAAACAAAAGCCCAAGGUCCAGCCAUUGACCUUACUUCAAGCAAGCAAAAGAUAACUCAGAAAGGGUCAAACAAAGUCACGUUACUGGAUGCCAACAGGGCCAAAAACCUUGCCAUUACUUUAAGAAAAGCUGGAAAAACAGCAGAUGAGAUCUGCAAAGCUAUUCACGUGUUUGACCUGAAAACAUUACCGGUGGAUUUCGUGGAGUGCCUCAUGCGGUUCCUGCCCACCGAGAACGAAGUGAAGGUGCUGCGCCUCUACGAGCGGGAGAGGAAACCCAUCGAGAACCUGUCCGACGAAGACCGGUUCAUGAUGCAGUUCAGCAAGAUUGAGAGGCUGAUGCAGAAGAUGACCAUCAUGGCCUUUAUAGGCAACUUUGCCGAAAGCAUCCAGAUGCUGACCCCGCAACUUCACGCAAUAAUAGCUGCGUCUGUCUCAAUCAAGUCAUCCCAAAAGCUUAAGAAGAUACUGGAGAUAAUCCUGGCUCUCGGAAACUACAUGAACAGCAGUAAACGAGGAGCUGUGUAUGGAUUUAAGCUACAGAGUUUAGACCUGCUCCUAGAGACAAAGUCAACAGACCGAAAGCAGACUCUGCUGCACUAUAUCUCAAACGUGGUCAAGGAGAAGUACCAGCACGUAUCCCUCUUCUACAACGAGCUUCACUACGUGGAGAAAGCCGCUGCAGUGUCUCUGGAAAACGUCCUCUUGGAUGUGAAGGAGCUGCAGAGGGGCCUGGAUCUGACAAAGCGCGAGUACACCAUGCACGACCACAACACGAUGCUGAAGGAGUUCAUUCAGAACAACGAAGGGAAGCUAAAGAAACUGCAGGACGACGCCAAAAUAGCCCAGGAUGCCUUUGAUGAUGCUGUGAAGUACUUCGGGGAGAAUCCCAAGACAACACCCCCCUCGGUCUUUUUCCCAGUGUUUGUCCGGUUUGUGAAGGCCUACAAGCAAGCAGAAGAGGAGAAUGAGUUGAGGAAAAAGCAGGAACAGGCCUUAAUGGAAAAACUCAUGGAGCAAGAGGCACUGAUGGAGCAACAGGACCAAAAGUCUCCUUCACAUAAAACAAAGAGACAGCAGCAAGAGCUGAUUGCAGAGCUCAGACGGCGGCAGGUCAAGGAUAACAGGCAUGUGUAUGAAGGGAAGGAUGGUGCUAUUGAAGACAUCAUAACAGCCCUAAAGAAGAAUAAUAUCACUAAAUUUCCAAAUGUUCACUCGAGGGUAAGGAUUUCUUCUAGCACACCGGUGGUGGAGGAUACACAGAGCUGGCAAGCAUCACUUUUUACUUAGCUUCCUCCUCUCUCUGUAUGCCAGACAGCCUGUUGGUAGAUGUGGCAAAGCGUAAUACUGGUGAGAGCCUAAAGGCCGGUGGAGACCGAGACCGUUUAUUUCCGCCCUCUGUGGUGCUGGGGAUCCACAGGCCAUUGGCUGGCAACCACCUUCACUCUCCGGUUUGGCCCUUUCUCUUCCAAGUUGAGCCCGAGACAGGCAGUCUUGUCCCUGGGUUCUUUCAGCCCCAUAGUUCCCUGGAUAUUUUGCUGCCCCUGUCUCGGUCCUGCUCCGGGC
Molecule: messenger RNA, 3066 nt
Organism: Athene cunicularia (burrowing owl)
Lineage: Eukaryota; Metazoa; Chordata; Aves; Strigiformes; Strigidae
Gene: FMNL2
Product: formin like 2
Biological process (GO): cortical actin cytoskeleton organization; cell migration; regulation of cell shape
Cellular component (GO): cytosol
Molecular function (GO): actin filament binding; small GTPase binding
Source: RefSeq, a predicted model, not a curated record